Closterium sp. NIES-65 is the source of this 624-nucleotide messenger RNA. The record is from the annotation of a GenBank genome assembly. Lineage: Eukaryota; Viridiplantae; Streptophyta; Zygnematophyceae; Desmidiales; Closteriaceae.
AUGGCGUGGAUCGCCAUUGGUGUUGCUCUUAGCUCCCUAUUCGCGACAGUAAUUGCAGAGCCGCGUGAGGUGACGAUCGGGUCCGCCAUAAAGCUCGUACACGACCGCCUGAAGCACCGUUUGCACUCGCACGAGGUCAGCUAUGGCUCGGGAAGCGGUCAGCAGUCUGUGACCGGCUUCCAAGGCGGAGACGACGGCAACAGCUACUGGAUCGUGCGCUGCAUUAACAAGGUUGUGUGCGAGCCCGGUCAGACCCUGGGAGAUGGUGCGGUGUUCCGUCUGCAGCACAUGAGGACGAGAAGAUGGCUUCACUCCCACCUGCAUGCUUCCCCUCUCUCAAACAACUUCGAGGUCAGUGCGUAUGGAGAUGACAACCAGUCUGACACUGGCGAUCACUGGAGGCUGGAGAUUGAGGGACGUGGCUCUGUGUGGAUGCGCGACCAGAAGGUUCGCUUGCAGCAUGUGGACACAGGGGGGUUUCUGCACUCGCACAACAAGCAGUACGGUCGGCCCAUUGCUGGACAGUAUGAGAUUUGUGGAAUUCAGCGCAAGUCACCUGAAAACAUUUGGAAGGCCACAGAAGGAGUGUACUUUCCUGCAACUUCCGAAGUCCAGACUGACUAA